AUGGCAGAACUGCGCGAAGGAUCCAAUGUGGUUUGGUUGGAUGUGGCGGAAGAUGGGAAAAACCAUGAGCCUCAAAGAAGGAAGAGGCGACGGGUGGGCAAACUGCUGGGCUUGCAGGGAUACAGUAGCACCACCCCAGUACUGGACGGUAGCAACAACAUCACUCAACAAGUGCGAACCAUCAACAAGAACUUCUUAUACAAUGCCGUGGCUUCCUUUCUGGCUGCAAAACAUUUCAACGAACGGAGGGGUGACAUUCUUCCACAAUUGCCAGAUUUAAUCGGAGAUUGUGAUUUCUACUGGACCUUUGAGUUUCGAGAUGGACAGUGGUCAGCCUUGGAGGCAGCGAAGCAGCUGCUGCAGUCCAGUCAUAUACUUCCGUCUCAAAGCAGUACUGCUGCUACAGCAGCUUCUGAUGCUCAUGAGCAACCUACACAUUCCCAACGUCCUCCUAGUACGACAACAAACUCUCCUACCAAUAAUAGAAGGACUCCAUCGCCCAUUACACAAACUCCCCACAGGACAAAGCCACCCGGGUCUACUAGCACUGCCGAUUGGUCACAGGGGUUUAGUCACCGACCUGAAGAUCGACAGAGACAGCUACUCGGCACUGCGACAACGAGCAGCAACCUGACUGCUCACGAAGAUGCAACAAUAUUGCAAAGAGAAGUCACAGAAGCAUUGGAACCCUUUGCUGUUUAUGGGGCCUACUGGAGUCGAGUGACCAAGGUUUUGGCCAUGGUCACACAAGGACUACAAAUCCCUUACAUCACGGGUGGAUCAACCAGUGCGGAACUUAACUAUUAUCCCCUGUUCAGUCGGACGGUGCCUGACAAUGAUGCUGAUGCCCAUGCUGCCAUGAAGGUGUAUCAUGAUUUUUUCGGUGGCCAGGUGACUCAUGUGGCGUGCCUUUUCAUUCAGGAUAGCUGGGGCAUCAAUUAUCAUGCAUCACUCAGCAAAUAUGCCAAUCAGUUUGGCAUAAACUUGAUCGCCUUUGCCUAUGAGGCUGGUACUAUUGAAAGGACUAUUCUCAGUCUGAAACAGGCGGAUUAUCGCUACGUGUAUGCUAUUAUGCACGACUGGAAACAGGUACUCCGGCUUGCUCACCAGCAUGACAUUAUCGGCCAUCCAGAUUAUGUUUGGAUUGCUGCUGAAGAGAAGAAGUGGACCGGGGACGACUUUGAGUUGUCAAGGCAUGAGGAUCAAGAUUUGGCCAUGGCACUACAUGGUAUCGGAACCAUCAAUCUGUAUUUUGAUCCUGUUCCCCGGUUUGAACGUGCCAUGGAAGAAAUGGCAUGGUCAGAGUCACUGCAACAAGAGUUCAUUGAUAUUCAAAGAGGCCAUGAUGACACAGUAUUCUUUGACAACUACACAUUUCCUCAUUACGAUCCGACUGGUUUUGACUAUGGCAUUUUCGAUGCAGUGAUUGCCAUGGGCCUAGCAGCCUGCAGUAAAGAGUUGCCUUUGCCUCUUUUCACUGGUCCCGAGUUGCAACAAUCCAUACUCCAAACACAGUUUGAGGGUGUAUCGGGCAAUGUCCAAUUUGACCCAAAAACAGGAACUCGUUUGGUGGAUGGUGUCAAGUACAGUUUGGAGUAUAUCCUCCUCAGCGAUGCUCGGUCCGACAAGGAUUACUACCGAUUCCAGUCAAAUACAGUAGUUGUCAUUGGAGGAGAGGAAGAGAUUACCAACCAUCACUCAUUUGUCUUUUUUGACAAUACAACGAAUGCUCCACCGGCAUUGCCACCCUUGGUUCAUGAAGACCUCAAUCUCGUCCCCAUGGGGGCACAGUUGUUUGGCUACCUGCUGGCUAGCCUUGUGAUCCUUGGGUCCAUUGUUUGUGCCUACUGGACUCAUUCCAAAAAAGACAUUUUUGUCCUGAGGGCAGCACAACCCUUUUUCUUGAUCCAAGUGUGCCUUGGUACCCUGAUCAUGGCAAUGUCAGUGUAUCCCUGGAGUCUACCUGGAGCCAGUGAAGCCGGGGCAUCAACAAUCAGUAGCUCGAAUGGUCAUGAUGGGCAGGAUGCAGACAGUACUUGGGGCUUGGACAUGGCUUGUAUGUCAGUCUUGUGGCUUGUUUUCAUAGGCUUUGCCGUCACUUUCUCUGCCUUGACAUCAAAGAUCUGGCGGAUCAAUCAAGUCAUGUCCUUUGGCCUCAGUCUACACCGUGGGGCAUACGAGCGAAUCCCCAAUGAGGAAAAUGUGGACAAAUUUGGGCGUUCCCUCGAGUCCUUUGGGGCCUGUCGUCCAAGGAAUGACAAGUUCUACUACUUUUUGGGCACGCUACUGGUAACAAACCUGUUGGGUGUUUUGGCAGUGACCCGCGAGGCAUACAAUUCACAAAAUGUGGUACCUGCCAAUUUCAGUGAUUCUGUUAUCCUUGCUCGUGCCAUGAUGAGUAUCUUGGAGACUCUCAUGUUGGGAGGGCCCAUUGUUUUGGUGGUGGGCGACAACCCCACUGCCUUCUUCUUGGUGGGAUCCUCACUGGUAUGUGUCUGUUGCUUGACUAUUCUGUUGCUGCUCUUUGCCCCAAAAUACCGGGACCGACACAGAUCACACCGAAUGCAAUCCGUGAUCAGUGCCAUCCAAGUGAUGAGUAAUCGAAGCUUGGGCAGUGUUGCCAGUAUCAAGAGCAAUGCGAAAAGUUACCAAAGUGGGGGUGCCCAAAGCAGCCAUAGUGUACAGAGCUGCGGGAGGACUAAUGACAGCCAAAAUGUCAUUCCCAACUAUCACAAGAAUCACCACAAUGACGCCCACAGGAACAGUGGAACCUCGUCAAACCGCAGUGCACGAGGACGCAUGCAUUUGGUACGGUAG
This is a messenger RNA of Seminavis robusta, 2817 nucleotides long. Lineage: Eukaryota; Bacillariophyta; Bacillariophyceae; Naviculales; Naviculaceae. The record is from the annotation of a GenBank genome assembly.